Molecule: messenger RNA, 606 nt
Organism: Temnothorax curvispinosus
Lineage: Eukaryota; Metazoa; Arthropoda; Insecta; Hymenoptera; Formicidae
Gene: mRpS23
Product: 28S ribosomal protein S23, mitochondrial
Exons: 4
Coding region: 125-544 (139 amino acids)
Biological process (GO): translation
Cellular component (GO): ribosome; mitochondrion
Molecular function (GO): structural constituent of ribosome
Source: RefSeq, a predicted model, not a curated record
AAUGGCGACGGCAUGUUUUGAUUUCGGUGUGUGAGAGGUUAGAGAGGUUAGAUCAAGUCGUUCACCAGGUUGAGCCUUGAUUUUAAAAACCGUUCGUGGAACGUCACGCCGAGGGAAAUACACGAUGGCGCAAAGCAGACUGGAGAAAAUCGGCACGAUAUACACCAGAAUUGCCUCGUUAUUAAAAGGCAAAGGUCUGACAGAGGAAGACAAGCCGUUGUGGGUGGCGGUGUACGAGGCUUUCCCACCGAAAUAUGAACCUAGAUACGACAGACGGCUGCCAAAGAAACCUGUCAGGCCAAUCUUUUAUGAGGAGGACCUUAUUCGAGCAAGGUUCCAUAGAGAUCAGAGCUUUAUACCGGCUACCAAUUUGGCGAACAAAAAUGUAAAAUCCGCCACGCAAAACUUCCUGUCCAUGUACGAAACGAUAAAAAAGGAAGGAUUGUCGGAAGACAGCGCGUAUGAGCGAGCGAUGAAACAAUACACUUCUGAGAGGCAGAUGAGAAUGGAGUCGAAAGGAAAUGAAUUAUCUAAAGACUCUUGAGAGUGACUAGAAAAAUAUAUUCUUACCGUAAGUUCUGUUGUAAAUAAAGAUCUCGUUAUUUA